Messenger RNA from Dromaius novaehollandiae (emu), 947 nucleotides. It is a transcript of the gene MRPL12, whose product is annotated as mitochondrial ribosomal protein L12. The record is from RefSeq and is a predicted model, not a curated record. The coding region runs from base 102 to 704 and encodes 200 amino acids. Gene Ontology annotation, molecular function: mRNA binding; structural constituent of ribosome. Gene Ontology annotation, cellular component: ribosome; mitochondrial large ribosomal subunit. Lineage: Eukaryota; Metazoa; Chordata; Aves; Casuariiformes; Dromaiidae. Gene Ontology annotation, biological process: translation. The transcript is spliced from 4 exons.
GGGGGGGGGGCGCCUGAGCGCAGCCGGGAGCAUAGAGUGCGGAGGGCAGAGCGCCGCGGUGUCCUCUGCGGCCGCCGCCCGCGUGCUCGGCCGGCGCCGCCAUGCUGCCCGCCGCCCGCGCGCUGCCGCCCGCCCGCGCCUGGGCCUGGGCCUGGGCCGGGGCCGGGGCCGGGGUCGGGGUCGGGGCCUGCCGCUGCCGGCGGGGCGCGCUGCGGGCGCUGGGCACGGGCCGCCCGCGGCGCUCGGAGGCGCUGGCCGGGGCGCCGCUGGACACGGCCGCCAAGCAGUACUCGCCCAAGGUGCGGCAGCUGGUGCGGGACAUCGCCGCGCUCACGCUGCUGGAGGUCUCCGACCUCAACGAGCUCCUCAAGGAGACGCUGAAGAUCCCGGACGUGGCGGUGAUGCCGGCGGGGGCGGCCGGCGCCCUCCUGCCCGCCCAGGCGGCUCCGCAGGAGGAGGAGGAGCCGGUGCCCGUCAAGGAGGAGAAGACGCAUUUCACCGUCCGGCUGACGGAGCUGAAAGCCGCUGACAAGGUGAAGCUGAUCAAGGAGGUGAAGAACUUUGUGCCAGGCGUGAACCUCGUGCAGGCAAAGAAGCUGGUGGAGUCCCUUCCGCAGGAGAUCAAGGCUAAUGUGUCCAAAGAGGAAGCGGAGAAGAUCAAAGCGGCGCUGGAGGCAGCAGGAGGGACUGUGGUUCUGGAGUAGACACCCCGUCUCGUCGCAGAGGGACUGGCGCAACGGCAGCCCACGGCUGCCUGCCCGGGGCACCGGCCCCUGCCCGUACCGAGGUUCUGGGCGUUUCCGCGCGUGAGAGCGUCCUGUGGCUCUGGCGGGAACGCUCCCGUCAAGCGGUCCAGCGCAAGAAUGAUGUGCGGUUCGGAGGGGCUGCUGUCUAGUUCCAGCAUCACAAUGAACUCUACGCUCAUAAAUGUCAAGUGGGUAAAAGCC